This is a messenger RNA of Amoebophrya sp. A120, 805 nucleotides long. The record is from the annotation of a GenBank genome assembly. NCBI's taxonomy places the organism in Eukaryota, Dinophyceae, Syndiniales, Amoebophryaceae.
AGACAACAACGAUCUUGAUGUCGAAGAAUUUUGUGUGUAGCGACCAUGACGUGAGUUCCUUAGAUCCGUUCCUCGCUGCAAUACACGGACUGAAAAAUAAGCAGAAAAACUUGACCCCAAAACCACACCCUUCGACGCUAAGAUCGAAAAGCUUUCUAAAGCGCAUCCACUCUACUUUCAAUCUCUGAAUCUUCUAACUUUGCAAACCAGGAGCAAUCCACUUUGCGACUUUUUACAACGAAUCGUUAGCUUCUCAAGCUUGUCGAAGUGAGUUAGCAGUACCCUUUUUGUGUUACCAGUUCGCUCCGCCCUUCAUACAAAAUGCCGAUCGGUGGUUCCAGCAACAAGGCACAGCGUGCCGUCGUCGAGAAGAAAGCCAAAUCCGGUGGUGGCGAGAUGACCGAGGAGGAGAAAGCCUUCAAGGCUAAGCAGGUAUGAAUUUAAGAGUCUACUGCUUUCUCUUUUUUGCAGGGCUUUUUCCAGAAAUGCAAGUAAAUUUCUUUGGCAGCGAGUUUUCGACCGCGCAACAUAAAGAAUGUGUCGUUUCCAAACCCUAAAACAGGCUGCCGAGAAGAAGGCGGUCGCUGCAGCGGCGGCGGGAAUCAAGGGAAAGAAGAAGUAACUCCGAGGAAUUACUUCUGGCGAUUCAUCUUCCUGCACUCUAGGAUGGUUUUUUUACAACGACGAAGCGGCUAGCUAACGAUGCUGCUGCGGACGACAUGAUCAGAAAUUCACAUGCGGUUGCAAUAGCGACCAAAAAAGCGAGCAGAGCUUCAUGAGCUGGUAAAAAUCCGACCAUGAGUGG